Anisakis simplex (herring worm) is the source of this 7539-nucleotide messenger RNA. Lineage: Eukaryota; Metazoa; Nematoda; Chromadorea; Rhabditida; Anisakidae. The record is from the annotation of a GenBank genome assembly.
AUGAAAGCUUCAGUUGUUAUGUAUUGUAGCAGUGAUGUGAAAUGUGCAAAAGUAGGACGAUGCGUUGAGAUACCGUUAGUGGUUCGACGAGAGCAUUCAAUAUCGCUGGCGAAAAUUGACACGCAACAGAACGCGGUCAUUUCAUCGACGAAUAUCGUGCACGGAAUCGACGAAUCAUUCCCGGUUCUUAUCACGGCGCAUAUUUCAAAAGGUAUUUUAGCUUAUAUGGAAAGUUGGUCACGUUCGUUAAGCGAUAAAAUUCGAACGAUCACAUUUCGAAUCGCCGACGAUGCAACUGAGAGUAGUCGUACGAAGAAGAAAUUAUCGAAGUCAUCAGCAAACGACGAAUCUGAUCAUCAUUCGGAAGCCAACUCCGCACCACCGUCAUUAUUGUCGUUAUCUUUAUCAUCGCCCUCUCAUCGCACGAUCUCGUCAUCGUCUACAUAUAUUAAUCGAAAUACUGGCGGUGGUAUAAUUGAAGAAACGAUCACUUCGUUGGCAAUUGACUGGAUAACGAAUCAGCUCUAUUUGGGUGUAGAAACAGCGAGUGUUCAUAAUGCUGGACGUAUUGAAGUCUGCUUAUUGACGAUGACUGAAAACAAUUAUUGUGCGAUUAUACUACAUUCGACAGUAACGAAUUCAUAUCCUCAAAAUUAUCAUGCAGCGAUUACUACUGCUAGAGUUGAUGCGUUACAUUCAUUGGUACUCGAUCCUUUAGAUGGAUAUAUGUAUUGGUUGAAUCGUGUACACAAACGUAUAGAACGCGCAUGGAUGGAUGGACGACAUCAUGACGCGUAUCCAUUUAAGGAGGACACAGCGGACGUGAUUACAACGGCUGCACUCACCCUUGAACAGAGAACAAGAAAGUUGUAUUAUACACGUACGAAGAUGUCAACCGAGGAUUCACAACUAUGGAGUUGUCAUUUGUACGAUCGUGAAUCGUGUAGAGUGGUGGUCUCUGGAGUGAAGAACGCCUUCAGUUUGGGUGUUUUCGAUGAUUUGUUAAUAUGGACAUCGGUAAGUAGUCAAAAUUCUGGAAUAACCAUCUGCAAGAUAGAGGAUUGUAGAGGAACAAUGCGAGAUUUAGCGCAUUCACAAGGCAUUGAGGCAUUACGAGUGCUUGACCAGCGGUCACAACCACCGAGAAUUUCACCGAAUCCAUGUGCAAAAGGGAAUGGAGGAUGUUCACAUAUAUGCGUUCUAAUAGCGGGUGCACCUUGGCGAGCAUGUUUAUGUCCGAUUGGAGUGAAACUCUUAGAAAAUGGUUUGACAUGCGCGCCGAGUGGUAUUGAUCGAGUUCUAUUGGUAGCGACGACAUCAGGACUGAUCUAUAUAUCGUUAGAUACCGAUGAUUAUACACCGUUGCCGAUCAAACUCGCUGCUACUGCUAAUAAUAAUGAUCAAAAUAAGAAUGGAAUGGAAGAGUGGAAAAUAGUUGAUGUUGAUUAUGACGGAGUGGAGAAGAAGAUUUAUUUUAUUGAUGCUGAAACGCGAUCGAUUCAAAGAUGUGAUUUUAAUGGAUCGAAUUUGGAGAGGGUUUUCGUUGAGGAUCACUUGGCUGACAGUAACACUCAUCACAAAUCUGAAGCAUUAACGAUUGAUUGGUUGAAUCGCAAUUUAUAUUGGUUCGAUUCGAAUAUGCCACAGAUCAAGAUACAAAGUUUGGACGAGAAAAAUGGUGUAUAUCGUCAUACUAUAAUAUCAGAUGGUUUAAAACAGCCUCGUGGUCUAGCGAUAGAGCCAUAUGCGGGUUAUUUGUAUUUUUCGGAUUGGCACGAAACAACAAGUCGUAUUGAACGGACUUGGUUGGAUGGUACACAUAGAACAGUUUUGGUAGCGUUGGAGAAAGACGCCUGGCCAAACGGUAUAGCCGUAGAUGGUGAUCAGAAUCGUAUUUAUUGGGUGGAGGGUCGUCAUUCACUCAUUAAAUCAGCUGCACUUGACGACGGAUCAGAUAUUCAGAUUCUGUCGACAGCAAUCAAUCAUCCAUAUUCAAUAUCAAAACUUGGCAAUACAUUAUAUGUGAAUUCAUUAUAUGGACGCAAAAUUUGUGCGUUAAAAAUACCGUCAUAUAAGCGUCGUGGAACACAGUCACAACAACAAGAAAGACAAGCGGAAGAGAAUUAUUCUGAGAGAGAGAAUGGAACAGAGUGGAGUACAUUGGAAGGUAGUGAUAAGACUGAUAGUGAUAGUGGAACGGUUGGUGACAAGAAUGAUAAGGGCAUGUUGAGGAUUGAUAAAAGCGAUGAUAUGAAAAUAAUUUCUGAUUCGAUAAUCUUCGGUCAAAUGGGUAUUCAAGCUGUUCAUCUGAAUAGUCUCGGCGACCAAACGCCUCCGGUUGCUGAGAAAGUGAGUGAGAAUAAUGUUAAAUAUUCUUAUCCAUCUUUGUCGCCAUGCCAAACGAAUCAUGGUGAUUGUGCGCAUAUAUGUGUAAAAUUGCCAGAUGGAAAUCGUGGAUGCUUAUGCGCAAUGGGCUACGAGCUACGUGCUGAUAAUAAGUCGUGUGUAAUGCCAAAAGCAUUCAUUUUAUAUGCACCAUCGAUCAUUAAUAAUGAUAAUAAAAAUACUAUACAUGGUCUAGCUGGUUCAGACUUAAUGCGAAUAUCACUUGAAAAAGCACCAACGCCAGCAAAUAAUCAACGAAUUAGCAUUGCGAAUAUGAGCCUUUCAACACUUAUAACUUUUGAUAUUGAUCAGAAUUCAAAACGAAUAUUUUGGAUUAGCGAAGAGAAGUUACAACGUGGUGAUAUUAUUUUGUACGUUUUGCGUAGUUCCUAUCUGAAUGGUACUGAUAUGAAAACAAUAACUGAGAGUGUUUCAUCAGUGAAUUAUAUUUCGGUUGAUUGGAUCACUGGAAAUAUUUAUUGGUGUAAUGAAGAUGAGAAGCGAAUUGAAAUAAUCAACAGAAACGGUAAAAGGCAUCGAACAAUCGUAUGGGAAAGUGUCGAGCCUCGUCACAUCGUUGUACAUCCCGUGAAAUUAUUUUUCAUUUUUGUUAAUGCGAUUGACAAAAAUCAUCUUGUGAUACAUAAGUCACCGCUGGAAGGACAUCGGAGCGGUGGUCCAGUAGUGAUCAGCGAACGUCGCGAUUCGUUGAUGGUGAAAGCGAUCGCGAUUGAUUUUGAUUCGGAUUUAAUCGUUUGGAGCGAAGUUGAUGAUAGUGGUGUGGGUGAUUCGAUUGGGACAAUUUAUGUUGCUGAUUUUAAUGGUGCAAAUCGCAUGCAAUUAUUGUCAAGCGAACGUUUUCAAGCGUUUUCGUUGUCAGUCUAUCAAAAGAGGAUUUAUUAUUGGAAUGCAAAAACACGAAGUAUUGAAGUUUAUGAUAGAGAGACUGCUAAAAUCGAUAUUGUACAUUCGAAUUUCACAACGACGAACAUUAAUCAGUUGGCAAUCGUGCACGGAAGUGCUCCCAAAGCCCCUCGAAAAUUUUUGUUAAUGGCUAGUAGAGGGCGUUUCAUUCGUUUCAAUCUGAGAAAAAUGCAUUCAUCAAAAUUAUCUUGGAGACAUGAUGCUUACACAACGUUAUCGAUCUCGAAUGUCGGAACACCAUCGUCGAUUGGUUUCGAUUCAUUUUCAGCGAAUCGUUCAAUUUAUUGGAUUAAUUCGCAUGAUGAUAAAUUUAUGAAGCGUGCCUCAGAUUCGGGCAUCAAUUCUGUGGAUAAUGAUAAUCUGCAGUAUAUUGGUGUAGUUGUGUCGGGCAGGGAACGUUCGUCACUUACAAAUCGCCCACCAUACCCUCGACAGUUUGUUAUCUUCCCAGGACUGAAUUUACUGUUCUACGUGGAUGUUGGCGAUAAAGUACCGUUGAUUGUGCGGUGUCUUUUGAAUGGUCGUGAUUGUGUGCGAUGGGACACACCAAAUCUAACGUCAUUUGUUCGUUUACAUGCGAACCACGCAAACAAUCGUCUGUACUAUACGACUGCAAAUGGUCUAUGGUCUCGUGAUGUGCACGUUUUCGCGGAUGUUCGACAUCACGUGCAAAGCGAUGAGUUGGAUGCAAUUGAGAUGGCGCCUAUAAGUGAUAAGAGAUUGAUUGUUAUCAUCAGAAAUGAAUCAGAGUAUGAAGGUAACACGUUGAUCGAAUUAGAAGAUGAUUUGAAGCGAACGGUCACAUUAGAAGAACUGAAAUCACGAAUGUUCUAUGAGACGAAGAAGAAGAGUAAUAAACGGCCAGAAAGCGAAUCAUCCUCGGUACAGUGGUCAUCGGAAUCAGUGAUGAAAACGCGCCGUAUAGUUGCACUAAGCGUGAUUGGUGUUGAUUCGGUGACACGCACCUGCAGCACAUCACGUUGCUCGCACAUGUGUCGAAUACCGAAAGACGCAACACAUCCAAUUGAAUGCCUAUGUCCACUUGGUUAUUCUCUGCAAACACCAAAUGGUAGCAUAUGCUAUGAGCAUAUGAUGUGUGCAAAAUGGCAAUUCAAAUGUGCUGAUGGCAGACAGUGUGUUCAUUUGUCGAUGAAAUGUAAUGCAUUCGAGGAUUGUUUGGAUGGCAGUGAUGAGGCGCACUGUCGCAAUAUACAAAACCCGCACAGUUGGCCUUGUGAUGACGGAAAAACAACUAUCGCACGACGUUUGUUAUGCAACGAUAGCUCGGAUGAAACGCAUUGUCGUUGUGAGAAUCCGUCGAAUGAAUUUGAUUGUGGUAUGCUCCAAAAAGAACUGAUUAAAACUGAUUACGAUUAUCAUCUACGUUCUGCUACUCGUCCUGCCGCCAUUGUGAGUAUGGCUCGUCAUCGUGCUCGAAUCCAUCAUCACCGUCAUCAUCACCAUCAUCAAUUAUCCAAUUAUGAUUUGACGAUGGGUAAUGAUCGUGAAAGCGGUGACUCGAGUCGUCAUCCGUCUUCAUUUAAUGGUGGCAUUGAUGGCGGCUUAGGCUUUAGUAGAGAGGUGGUGGUGAAUCGCGAUGACGACGACACCAGCCUCGAGACCGAAGGAAGAGAUAAUGGCUUGGAAGGUGCAGCAGCAAUAGGAUCAAGAAGAAGGGGUGGUUCAGCGGUGUUUCUCGACGAUGCGCUUCUCGCAGAAGGUGACUCGCAGACGGAUACUGCAGGAGGAGAACGUCCGAAGUCAGCAUCGUCACCGUCCGAAACAACGUUAUUGGGUUCAUUCGAAAUGCUGAUUCCAAUGAUAAUAUUAUUUGUGGUGAUUUGUGUUUGUGUAUCGGUAUGUUGUUGUCAUCUGACAACAUCGUCAAGACGUCUUCAAGUUACGACUACAACAGGACGGGCAACUAUACUGGAACAGCAACGCAGUGAUGAGGAAAAUAUGACGAUGAUGAUGAUGAGCAUGAGUAUGGCUGCUAGUGCUGGCGCUGCGAACAGUACGAUGGCUAAUGCUAAUUUAUCAUUAGCGUGCAAUUCCACGCAGCCAUUCUACAAUAAUAAUUGUUGUGUUGUGGUGGAUGGUGGUGAAAAUGUUAUGGCGGGCGGUCAACAAGCGCCGUUCACAUUUUUGACAACCAACAAUAACGGCUCAGCAGGACCAGCAGCAGCAGCAGCAGCACCAAGUCGUCGUCGUGUGCAUGGUCAUACUCGUGCACAGCAUGCACAUACUCAUUCUCAUGCUCAUCCUCGUUCUCAUAAAAAGAAUAGAAAUCGUCGCCAUCUUCUUGCUGCCGACGACGAAUAUUCGCACUGCGUAAUGAGCGAGUCAGCGGCACUGAAUCCGAGUGCUGAGGCACGCGUUCUGCUUCCAGCAAAUUCAGACGGAACACAAGUCGAGUUGCAGCUACGCACCUUCUCGAGGACGACAACCGGUUUAGGCACGUCUUCAUCAAUACUCUAUAAUGCUCUACCACCACCCAAUUCAGCUGUUUGUUGUGAGGAUGAUGGUCAUAGUGCGUUCAGCAGAAAUUACGACGAACGCCUAACCAAUUACGAGCGAUCCGUUUUGAGUGGUCGCUGUUCUUCUUCCGAUGCUGCGGUUGCUAUCAAUAGCAAGAACGCUAGUCAUAGUUUCCGGAUGAAAAUGCAAAAUGAGAUUAAUAAGAAUAAAAGUAGUAGUAAGAAAAAGAAUUUCACUCAUAUCAUUGGCGGCAUUAUCAAACAACAUCGUCGCAGCAAUAAUGGCAUAAGUGAGCGGCAACUUUACAAAUCCGGUAAUAAGAAUGGUGAUAAGAGAUAUUCGAAUAACGAUCAUGAUAAUGAGGAAGAAUACAAGCAACACUUCUACGCACCGCCACCAUCUGCAGCUAGUUUAUCAACAUACGGUGUGGUGAAGCCGGCUGGCAUGAUAAAAAUAUUACGUUUAACAGCGGAUGCAAACGAACAACAAGCGUGUUACGAUCAGCAGCAUCAUGUUGCUGGAAGCAAUGCGCUGGAUGUUGGUGGUGCUACGAAGAGCACAGCUGCAGCGGGUAGAGUCGGUCUGCGAAGUGCGGCUGGCGGAAAAGAAGAAGCGGGUAAUGUGACGGCUUCAAGAGGAGCGCGCUCGGCUCUCGGUCGACAUCAGCUUAUCGGUGAGGCGACCGAAGCAUUGUCACGCAAAAAUCGUCGUCAUCAUCACUCUCGUCGUCGACGACGUCGUCAAAGGACUGAACAAGACGUAAAGCAGACAGUGAGUGCGAAUCAGAAUCUGAAACCAGCGAAUCUGUUGAAUCAGUUACAGCCAGCAGCGGCUGCUACUGCUGCAGUUAUUCAAAAUUUUUAUCCAACAACGGAAUCCAGAAGUCCACCACCGUCUUAUUCUCAAGUAGCAUCAUCGUCAAAAUCGAUAAUCAGUGAAGAGUUGCAACGAAAAGAGCCAGUGGUACAACCAGAAAAACAUCGCUGUGUUGAUGCGACAACAAAGAUGAUGAUGAUGAUAAAUGAUAGUGAUAAGAAACAGCACAAGAGGAAGUGUCAUAAUGUUGGUAUUCAUUUGUAUGAGCAUUUUCCGAUUCAGUGCCGCAACAGUGAUCGUAGUCGAAAUGCUAAUCGAAACACUAGCCGUGCUCAUAAACGCAGCAACCAACGAUCAUCAUCACGUAAACAGCAUGAGCUUAUUGUCGAGCAACAAGUGCUGCGGGAAAAGCCAGAAGAAGCGAAAAUAGGACGAGUGAAUGAAUGUGGGUCCAGAUUUGGCAUAUCACCUGAAAUGAAAAUGCGUUUGGAGGGAAUGAUGCAAUUUGAGAGAGGCGAACGAUCGAAGGAAGAAGAAGACGACGACGACGAAAGUUUAGUUUUAGGCUCACGAUUAGAAGAAGAAGGCGACAGUAGUGAAUAUGAUAGUGAUGAUUAUGAAUAUAAUAGUGAAAGGUGGAGGAAUGGAAAGAGGAGCACAGCAGCAAGGAGCAGUGAUGAUGGUCGUCGAGCACCUUUGAAUAGUCGUAUCGUAUCGCCUCUUCUUAUUUCUCGUUCCAAUUCCACAAGUUGUAGUUCAUCUUAUAAUGGUGAGGCAACUGAAGUUGAAGCUAGAGCUCAGAGUGGACAGCGAUUGCCGAAUUGUUCACGGGAGCACUCUUCUUUAUCACUGUUGUUGUCAUCGUGCACGUCAUCAAAAACGUCAUUGCUACCAUCAUCCUCUUCGUCGUCAUCGUCAACCGAAUCGUCAUCAUAG